CUUAAUCACAUGAUUAAGGAUGGCGGCACACAGGAACUUAUUUUCUAUAGUGGUUCUUAGUUUAUGUUUGUGUUUUGCCCACUGUAUACUUGUGAGGACUAAAAACUUUCAAAGAAAUAAAGAAGUUUUUAGAUUCUAUAGACCACCAUCUGAAUAUAACUAUAAGACAGAAUAUUUCGCUCAAAAGGUUGAUCACUUUGGUUUUCAUAACAAAGACUCAUACCAGCAAAGAUAUCUCAUAGCAGACCAAUUUUGGGAUCCAAAUGGUGGGCCAAUUUUCUUCUACACCGGAAACGAAGGGGACAUUACCUUAUUCUGUAAUAACACAGGGUUCAUGUGGGAUAUUGCACCAGAAUUUAAAGCUCUGUUAAUAUUUGCUGAACACAGAUAUUAUGGUACAUCAGUUCCUUAUGGACCAACUGCUUUCAAGGAUCCCACAAAAAUGAACUACCUAACAUCUGAACAAGCCCUGGCAGAUUAUGCUGUUCUCAUCAAGCACAUAAAGACAACCACUCCCGGGGCUGGUAGCAGCAAAGUUAUCGCAUUUGGAGGGUCAUAUGGAGGGAUGCUUGCUGCUUGGUUCAGGAUGAAAUAUCCAAAUGUUGUUCAAGGGUCCCUCGCUGCUUCAGCCCCUAUCUGGACUUUCUUAGAGGAUGCUAACUGUGAUGCCUUUGAUUACACUGUCACUGAAACCUUCAGAAAAUCCUCCCCAGACUGUGUAAAUAACAUUAAGGCUCUAUGGAAGACACUCGGCACCACAGCUUCGCAAGCAGCUGGACUCUCAAAACUGUCAGAAAUGUUCCAUCUCUGUAAACCUCUGAAGACAAUGGAUGAUUUGGAUGCCCUCAAAGGCUGGAUACAAUCAGCACUUGUUUAUCUUACUAUGGUAGAUUAUCCAUACCCGUCCAGCUUUUUGGCUCCAUUACCAGCAUGGCCUGUCAAGGCAGCUUGUCGUCCCCUGUCUACUCCGUUGAGUGGUGACAAUUUGAUCAUGGGUGCAGUGAAGGCAAUGAAUGUCUACUUCAAUUAUACUGGUACCACUCCGUGCUUUGACAUAGGAACCGAAGCAACACCUGACCUGGGAAUCAGAGGAUGGGGCUACCAGUCUUGCACAGAAAUGGUGGCUCCCAGUUGUUCCAAUGGGAAAACCGACAUGUUUGAAAAAUCCGACUGGAACUUUAAAUCAUACUCUGAAGGCUGUCUAGAAACAUGGAAAGUAAAACCAGACAUUGACUGGUUGGAAACGCAGUACUGGGGCAAAAACCUAUCAUCUGCCUCCAACAUAAUAUUCAGCAAUGGUCUGUUGGAUCCUUGGUCCUCAGGAGGAGUGCUGAAAACUCAGUCUGACUCAGUUGUUGCAGUAGUGAUACCUAAUGGUGCUCACCAUCUUGAUUUAAGAGGCGCAAAUAAAAAAGAUACACCUGAUGUAAUUUCUGCACGAGAAUUGGAAAAGAAAUACAUAACCAAAUGGUUAAACUGACCACCAAAAAAACUCAAUUGUAUCAAAUGCAUUUAAGAGUUGUCUACCUUAUACAUGUAGUAUAAGCUACUUAAUAUUGUAAAUUUCUAGUCUUUUAAGUUCACCUAUGCUUUUCUUUAUAUAUUAAGCUCAUCUGUCAGAGCCGAAAGCUCAAGUGUGCUUUUUUGAUAACAUUUUGUUUGGCGUAUGUCCAUCUGUAAACUUUUAACAUUUAUGACUUCUUUUCCAGAACUACAGGGGCAAUUUCAACCAAACUUGCCAUACAUGAUCAUUGGGUAAAGGGAAUUUAUAAUUGUUCAAAUGAAGGGUUACACUCUUUUUAAAAGGGAGAUAAUUAAGAAAUAGUAAAAAUAUUGUAGCAUCUUUGUAACCACUGGACCAGAAAAGACAAAACUUAUAUGAAAGCUUUCUUUAUGAAUGUUGUUUGUUGUUGUCGGUUCCUUUUUAUUUCCUUGCAGAAUUACGGGUAUUGUCCACAUUAAUGGGCCCCUUUCCAGGUAUCUGGCUUGCUGCACGCAUGGCAGAUCUCACCUCAGAUCUCCAUUCUUUCUGGCCUGGAGGUUAUAAAACUUUUAUCGUACUCAUACUCAAACUCAGCCAUUUUUGUUUUGGGUAUAACUCUGAGCAAGCUUUGAAACAUACUCGAAAAAUCUUGAGCAUGUACUCCAUUUGAGUGUGAGAAUGAUUUUAUAAAAGUUUUAUAACCUUCGCUUUUGAGUAUGUGUACAAUUUAGAGAACAUAGUUUGAGUCUGAGUAUGAGAAUGUGUUAAAAAAGUUUUAUAACCUCCAGGCCUGGUCUUGAGGGUCGGCAGUAGAGAGCUUCCAUUCUCUACGAUCUUUCUCCGUCAGCUCUCUCCAAGAUAGCAUUGGCCGACCAACUCUAUGUCUCCCAGGAACUUGUAUGUUUAGAUAAUCAAAAUUGUUCAGAUCAUGGCCCUUGGGGGUAGGGUUGGGCCACAUUAGGGGAUCAAAUUUUAACAUUCAAGUUUCAAGUUUGUUCAAAUCAUGGCCUCAAAGGAUGAGAUGGAGCCACAAUAGGGGGACAAUAUUUUAUAUUGGAAUAUAAUUAUAUAGGGAAAGAUCUUUAAAAAUCUUUUUCUCUAGAGCAAAGGGCCAUGAUUUGUCAUAUUGAUGUCCAAGCAUCCACAGAUCGUGCAGAUUCAAGUUUGUUUAAAUCAUGGCCCUGGACUUUAGGAUAGGGCUUCAAUGGGGAAUCAAAGUUUAACAUGGGGAUAAAUGGGGAAAAUCCUUUCAAGUUGGUAGUGGGUCAUCAUGUAUACAGAUUGUGUAUUAUGAAGUACCAAUUCCUUGUCAUUGAAAUGUUGUUUUGCUGAUCACCUGACAUUCAUUACUCUUAAUCAGCCAUUGGACAGGAAAUUUUUCCAUCUGAAUCCUCUCCCACCUAUGAAAAAGGAACUUAAGAUAUAUCUGCUAUUCAGAUGAGCUGGUUAGAUUUGACUGAUGAAUUGUUCAAAUUUAGUGUUUGCGAAAAGUAUGCUUGUCCUGCUCAUAAAUCUGACAAUGCCAAUAUUUUAUUAAUAAAGACUUAAGAAAUGUAAGUGAUUUACAGCAUGCAUGGGAGUCUGUUAUUAAUAGAAAUUUUUAACUCUUAAUCAAUCCAUGGUCUCUGGACUGAAUUUUAUGGUAUGCAUGUUGUGGUGUCCUGAUUGCAUGAUUCUACAGUUGUUUUCAUUCAUGUGCACAGGGAGGAUUUAAACUUGUACCAGAAUUUUAUCGAAAAUUAUGCCUCCAUGGAAAAUAGAUUUUUUUAGUAAGAAAGUACACAUACAAUCAUGAUUCCAGCAACUGUGGCAUUUUAUUUGCCUAGACAAAAUUGAUGUCUUCUCUAGAGCUAUUCCAUGGUUCAUGUGGGGGAAAAAAGUUUCUUUUGUCAUAAAUGAUCGUCAGACUUCAUAAAAAUUUGAAGAUGGCUUUAUGCCCAAUCUGUAUAUCAAAAAUAAUCCUCCGGAUGCCUGGUAGAUGUUCUGCUACAUAAAAUGUUAAUGAAUCUCUGGUACUCAGGUGAGCUAUUUGGCCCGCUGACCUGAAUUAUGAAAUGUGUGUUGAUUUGAAACUGCUCAUGCAAUAUAUUUUAUUGAAACAAAGAACUUACACAUCAUGUAUGCUUUUUGAUAAAAAGAUCUUACUUUACUGUUUUUGUCCACUUAAACUAUCUGGUCUAUGGAUAAUAAAAAAUGGUUUUGAUUUAUAGUAUGUACAUGUAUGUAUAUUUACAUAUUGGCUGUGAUGUUGUUUAUAGUAAAACUCUGUAUUUUUGUACAUUUUUUAUUCAAAAUGAUCUAUUAAUACAUGUACAUUCCCCAAAACAGUACUGCAGCAAUGAAUAUAUACAGUAGUAUAUAGAUAAGCAUAAUGCAGAGAGUUCGGUUGUACUGUUUAGUGUUCUUGAAAGAACAGUACAGAUAUUUGAUAGUGCAUGUAUUUAAAAAAGUCUCAGAAUUCAAUGUUCGAAAUGAAUGUUAAUUUUUAACAAUUUUACAAGGAUUUAUGUGCAACUUUAAACAUGAUUAUGCUGAAAAUAAAUUUGAACACAUCA
Ostrea edulis (European flat oyster) is the source of this 4038-nucleotide messenger RNA. RefSeq names its product lysosomal Pro-X carboxypeptidase-like. The transcript is spliced from 9 exons. The coding region runs from base 20 to 1480 and encodes 486 amino acids. Lineage: Eukaryota; Metazoa; Mollusca; Bivalvia; Ostreida; Ostreidae. Gene Ontology annotation, molecular function: dipeptidyl-peptidase activity; serine-type exopeptidase activity. The record is from RefSeq and is a predicted model, not a curated record. Gene Ontology annotation, biological process: regulation of blood vessel endothelial cell migration; negative regulation of systemic arterial blood pressure; angiogenesis involved in wound healing.